Felis catus (domestic cat) is the source of this 7165-nucleotide messenger RNA. RefSeq names its product phospholipid-transporting ATPase ABCA3-like (gene ABCA15). The transcript is spliced from 33 exons. Gene Ontology annotation, biological process: transmembrane transport; lipid transport. NCBI's taxonomy places the organism in Eukaryota, Metazoa, Chordata, Mammalia, Carnivora, Felidae. Gene Ontology annotation, cellular component: intracellular membrane-bounded organelle; membrane. Gene Ontology annotation, molecular function: ATP binding; lipid carrier activity; ATP hydrolysis activity. Bases 777 to 5423 code for a protein of 1548 amino acids. The record is from RefSeq and is a predicted model, not a curated record.
AGGUUUUAUGUAGAAACUUCAUAAGUGUGCUUCCAGUUUCUGAGGUUUAAUGAAGUAGAGGCAUAAUUAUUUCAUUUAUUAAGUGGGGGGACUGCAACUUACCCAAGAUCAUACUGCUUGUACAUAGUUGAGCAGGGAUUUAAAUCCAAAUCUAACUAAUUUCUGCGUAUGUGCAUUUAUUUAGCCAGAGCUUUAUGUUGGUGGGGAAAGAAUUAAAUUUACCAUGUACUAGAUUUUCUCCUUAUAAAUCAGAAUCAUAGGAGACAUUGACCACCAAGGAUAUUACCUUUCCCACUGUAUCUGAUACAGCUCUUUCCCAGCUCUGUACAUGAUGCUGAAGUGAAUGCAGAUUUCCCAGCUCAAAAGACCUGAGGGGUUAAAAGCAGCUGCAUCUUCACCAGCAUGGAACACAGCAUGAAAAUGUUCCUCUUUCUUUUGUUUGACUCUCACAGUUUUUCACCAGAAUCUAAAUCUAGAAAACAGUGCCAAGGUUUAGCCAAGUGGAAUCAGAAUUAGGACAUAGGCAGACUCUGAGGAAGAUUCUGAUAACAACCUCCAAGAAGGAGAGACAAGGACUGUGCUUUGAACUUGGUGUCCUUGGUGUUGAAGGAAAUAAUCAAAAUAUAGUAUAGAUGUACGCAUGGAGCUAUAAUUCUGCAUUUAAGAUAACUGCUGGUUCUCAAUGGAAGGAAAAAGUAAGGAAAACCACUGGGUUGUAAGUAGAGUUGGAGGUAAAAUAUUAUCUGCGUUUUAGUAGUUUUCAGAGGAACAAGUAUAUGGGUUUUGUCCGAACAGAAGGCUGGGAAACAGGUGUUCUCUUUCCAACUUUUCCUUCUUUGGGACCCAGAAGUGAACGUAGUUCCCAUGGGGGGAGUCCUGGGUACAUCACUGAAGGGUUCCUGGCUAUGCAGCAUGCCGUGGAUAUUGCCAUCAUGAAAUACUAUAAUCACAAGGCUACACAAAAGCUAUUCCGAGAAGUCACUGUAUUUGUUCAGAGAUUUCCAUAUCCAGCAUAUUCUCAUGAUUACUUCUAUACCUUUUUUGGUAUUUUCAUCCCUUUAGUAAUCUUAUUUAUCUUCUCUAUGAAUCAUCUUACCCUCAUUCAGGCUAUUGUGUGGGAAAAGGAAAACCGAUUGAAGGAGUACCUGCUCAUGAUAGGACUCAGUAAUUGGAUGCUCUGGGCUGCCUAUUUCUUCACAUUCCUCUCUUUGUAUUCAGUUAUCAUCCUUUUGAUGUGCAUUAUUUUCUUUGCCAAGAUAGAACCUGUGCCAGUUAUCCAAUACAGUGACCCAUCUCUUGUCUUCGUUUUUUUGCUAUGUUUUGCUAUCGCCACAAUGUUCUUCAGCUUUAUGGUUAGCACAUUCUUCAAUAAAGUACAUUUUGCUGUUUCUGUUGGAGGUUUCAUUUAUCUCGUUACCUACUUUCCAGUUGUUACUGUCUCUAUAAACUUUGCAGAAAUGACAUUCACCCAGAAGCUGGCUUCCUGUCUCAGCUCAAAUAUCGCAAUGGGGCUGGGAACUAAAUUCCUAGUCAAGGCAGAAAUGGAGAAAAUUGGAAUUAAAUGGAGCAACAUCUUCUCACCACCCAAAAUGGAGAACUUUGGCUUUGCCCACGUACUGGGAAUGUUUUUAUUUGAUGCUUUCUUAUAUGGCCUUGUGGCCUGGUAUAUAGAAGCUGUCUUUCCAGGGGAGUAUGGUGUGCCCAAGCCAUGGAACUUUUUCUUGCUGCACUCUUACUGGUUUGGGGAAGCAUCUAAGGGAAAAAAGGAAAGAAGGCAAUUUUAUGAGACAAAUGAAAGCAAGUAUUUUGAAGCAGAACCUACUAAUUUGGUGGCAGGUAUCCAAAUCAAACAUUUGUGCAAGGAAUUCCGAAUGCAAAAUACUACCAAAAUAGCUGUAAAAGACUUGUCUUUGAAUUUAUAUAUGGGGCAGAUUACUGUUCUUCUAGGACACAAUGGAGCAGGAAAAUCCACUAUUCUGUCUAUUCUCUCAGGUCUCUAUCCUGCUACCAGUGGAAAGGCCUAUGUUAACGGAUAUGACACCUCAAAGCAGAUAGUCCAGAUCAGGAAAAGCUUGGGCUUGUGUCCCCAACAGAACUUGUUGUUUGAUUACUUGACCGUCUCAGAACACCUUUAUUUUUAUUGUUUGGUAAAAGGAAUACCUCGAAAGACACGUCUUGUGGAAAUUGAUCAUAUGUUGUCUACUUUUAACCUGCUAGAUAAGCAUAAUGCAUUUUCAUUUUCACUGAGUGGAGGAAUGAAGCGCAGACUCUCUGUGAUCAUAGCACUUAUAGGGGGCUCCCAGGUUGUGAUACUUGAUGAGCCAACAUCUGGAAUGGACCCAGUCUCAAGGAGGGCCACCUGGGAUGUCCUUCAGCAGUAUAAAGAGGAUCAUACCAUCUUAUUGACCACCCACUACAUGGAUGAAGCUGACAUCUUGGGUGACCGCAUAGCCAUCAUGGUCAAAGGAUCCCUGCGGUGCUGUGGCUCUUCAGUUUUCCUGAAAAAAAUAUAUGGUGUGGGAUACCACAUGGUCAUGGUGAAGGAGGCUCACUGCAAUGAUGAAGAAAUCUUAAAAUUUAUUCAGUAUCAUAUACCAGAAGCCACUUUGGAGAAGAAUGUUAAUAAUGAAAUAUCUUUUCUUCUACCCAAAGAGUAUACACACAGCUUUGAAGCUCUGUUUACUGAUCUGGAAAAGAGACGGUAUGAGUUAGGCAUUGCUAGCUUUGGUGCCUCUGUUACUACCAUGGAAGAAGUAUUUUUUAGAGUCAAUAAUAUGGAAGAUUCACAAGUAGAUAUCCCAGCUACCCAAACUCCACCUCCCUCUGUGAUGAGUGGAGUCUCAGUUAAGAACCAGAAUAGGAAUAUGUCAAGCAAUGAGAGAGCACAGUGUUCCACCAUGAACGAAAGUCCUGCUAUUAUGUUUAAUACUGGGUAUUCCCUCUACCACCAGCAGUUCUGUGCCAUGUUCAUAAAGAGGGCGCUGUUCAGUUGGAGGAAUUGGAAAUUGAUUUUGCUACAGAUGCUGGCACUUCUAGGUUCCUUUACUUUUCUCUCAAAGGCUGAAAAUUUUUUACAUAAUAAUGAUGAAAAGGCCAGACAAAUGGAUUUGAAUCAAUAUGGUCAAACUAUAGUGCCUUUAUCUAUUUCUGGGAAUUCUAAUUUGACCCUGAUUUUCCUAAAACAUCUUAGGAGUAUUCUAGAGUCUGACAAACACACACUUAAGGAAGUGCAAGGUGACCUACUGAAAUACUUAAUGGAAAAUGAAGAUUGUAUUCACUUAUGCAUUGUUGCAUUUUCCAUUGAGGUGAAGACAAAUAAAAUAAUACUUACUGGUCUUUUCAACAAUCAAGCAUAUCAUUCACCAUCUCUGACCCUGUCGAUAUUAGACAACAUUCUUCUCAUGACCAUUGCUGGCUCUAAUGCUUCUUUAACAGUCUUCAAUAAGCCUCAGCCAUACCUUAGGCAUAAAAAACAAAGUGCAACAUUGUCAAAUGGACUCCACGUGGCCUUAAAUAUACAUUUUGGCAUGGCUCUUUUGAUCAGUGGCUUUUGUCUCCUGACAGUGACCGAACAGAUCACUAAGGCAAAGCACAUCCAAUUUUUGAGUGGGGUUUAUGUCCCUGUGUACUGGCUUUCUGCUCUACUGUGGGAUUUCAUCAUCUUCUUUAUUACCUGCUGCUUACUACUAGGAGCAUUCAAAUUCUGCCAACUGGAUAUUUACAUCACAGACUACCAUUUUCUGGACACAAUGCUGAUCUUCAUGCUAUAUGGCUGGUCUGUCAUUCCCCUCAUGUACCUGCUGAGCUUUCUGUUUACUAAAAGUACUUCUGCCUACAUCAAGCUUGUCCUAUUCAACUACCUUUCAGGCAUUUUCAGUGUCCUCAUAGAUGCCACUCUUCAGUUCGGUAAGGAAGUUCAACAUAAGAUGUCAAAAGCCACCAGAGCCUUCAUACUUAAUUCAUUACUGUUCUUUCCUAAUUACAACCUUGCGAAGUGUAUCGAUGACUAUUUUACUUUCUACCAGAUAAAGAAAUGGUGCUCUGGAAACAAACCUCCUGUCUACAUAAAUUGUAGUAAAGAAAAUACUGCGAAGAAUGUUUAUUCUUUGGAAGAGAAAAUGAUUGGGAAGUACGUGAUUGUAAUGAGUAUCACAGGCUUUAUUUGCCUUCUCUUGCUUUUCUUUUUGGACACUACUUUGUGGAAGCUAAGAACAUUUCUCAGUCAAUAUGUUUAUUUUGGUAUCUAUAAGACAUUCAGAAAGGAAAAAGUGUCCAAGGAACUAUCUGGAGAAUCCGAUGAUGAAGAUGUACAAAAUGAAAGACAGAGAAUCCUGGGGCAGCCUAGGGAGUUGCUGAAUUCUGCAGUACUUAUUAAGGAACUCACAAAGAUAUAUUUUAAGUAUCCAGUCAUUCUGGCUGUGAAAAAUAUCUCUGUUACAAUCCAAAAGGGAGAGUGCUUUGGAUUGCUUGGAUUCAAUGGAGCUGGAAAAACUACUACCUUCAAAAUUUUGACUGGAGAGGAGACUGUUACCUCUGGGGAUGUGUUCCUUGGGCAAUUUAGCAUCACUAAAAGGCUCCAAAAAGUGAAAUCAAGAGUUGGCUAUUGUCCUCAGUCUGAAGCAUUGCUGGAAUACAUGACUGGUCGGGAAAUAAUGAUCAUGUAUGCCAGGUUAUGGGGAAUCUCUGAGCCCCAGAUUCAGCUGUAUGUGAAUAGAUGGUUGAAUUCAAUGCAACUGGAACUCCAUGCUGACAAGCUUAUCAUAACCUACAGUGGAGGAACCAAACAUAGGCUGAGUACUGCUAUUGCCCUAAUGGGAAAUACCUCAGUCAUUUUGCUAGAUGAGCCAUCAACUGGCAUGGACCCUGGAGCCCGACGCCUGCUCUGGGAUGCUGUGACAUGGACACGUGAAAGUGGCAAAGCCAUCAUUAUAACUUCCCAUAGAAUGGAGGAAUGUGACGCCUUCUGUACCAGGCUGGCCAUCAUGGUGGAGGGAAAGUUCAUGUGCCUGGGUAGCCCUCAGCACCUCAAAAGCAAGUUUGGCAACAUUUACGUCCUGAAGAUCAAGGUCAAGAUUGAUGCACAGGAGGAUAAACUGAAUGAUUUAAAAUUUUUCAUCACAAUGACAUUCCCAGGUAGUGUAUUAAAGCAUGAGAAUCAAGGGAUCCUAAACUACUACAUUCCCAGCAAGGACAACAGCUGGGGAAAGGUGUUUGGUAUUUUGGAGGAAGCUAAAGAGAAAUUCAAUUUAGAAGACUACUCCAUCAGUCAGAUAACACUGGAACAAGUCUUCCUGAUCUUUGCUAACCCAGAGAACACAGAAGGUGAUUAUCAAGAAAAGAAGAAAAGAAGAAGAAAUGAAGUGAAGAAUGAUAUACAGAGCUCUUCCUCAGAUUCUUGUUUGGCCACAUGGAGUCCCCCAUAAGCCAUGUGAGAAAUCUAGUAACUCUCAAGAUUCACGGGCAGAUGAGCAGACAAGAGAUAAUUGUUGUCCAGUUGCAAGAUAGAAAGAAUCCAUGAAGCUGCUCUACUUUAGGAUGGUUUGUUCAAGGUUUAUAUAUUCUUAGUUGGAUAUUUGUGAAUAAUAAAAUUAUACCCAAAAGCUAAUUGUUUUUAGGUAUAACUUUCUGUGGGUUCCACUCCCAUACGUACCAUACAUCACCAGUGAUUUCAGUAAUCGCAAAAUUUGCAGGCUGGCAAACUUUAAAAGAGGAGGGGGAACUCAUUUUAUUAAGGUCUUACUUGCAUCUAGUCUCACAGUUGGCAUAAUUAAUGACUCUUUUUAAAAUUCCUUGAGUGUGGUGGUCUCUUCACUGUCCCUAUGAUCCAAUUCACCUCUUAUCUUCCAGCAAGAAACGAACAAAUUAUGUCAGUUCCUCUACUAAGCACUUUACAUGCAUUGCAUUAUUUAAUCCCACUACAAAACUCUGGGCUAGGUAUUGCAGCUAUUAUUAUCCUCACUGUACAUGGGAGAGGCAGAGGGGUUAAGGGAUUUACCCAGGGUCACCCAGCAAGUAAGCAGGAGCGUUCGUCAGUAUCCCCACUUGGAGUCAGGAAACCACACAGCAAUUUGAACAGGGAAAGUUAAAAGAAUGAUUAAUUAUAGCAGGGGGUUAGCUAUAGGAGGUACAGGGAACUCCAAAGGAUACACUAUGGAUGAGGGAAAAUAUCCAAGGAAGAAACAAACUUGGAAGAGGACCCUUCCCCAAGACUGGGAUUCAGAUAUUCUUGGAGAAGGUGAACUUGGGGCUCACUUGAUGGUGGAGAAGUUUCUUGGCCCUGGGUCAAGGCUGUUCCAAACCUGCUGAGCAAACAGGAAACACCCCAUAGUUACAGGCUGCCUCGGCUAGCCAGCAAGGAACUGUGGCUGGAUCUAGCUAGCAGGAAACUCUUUUCUGUGGUUGUUGGCAGGCUGGUGCUAGGCAGGGGCACCUGCCGGAGUCACUGAGAAUCCACGGUUAAUGGGGGUCGGGGGAGGUGCAGGGUGAAUGCCCAGAAAUGUCCUCCACACCUGCUGCUGACAGCAAGGGGAGAGCAACAAUCAAGAGAAAACACUGAACCUGGAGCAGCAGCCUUUGGCCCUGUAGCGUCCCGCCAGCACCCUCUCCUGACCAAGCUUAACCUGACAGUUCAAGAACCCAAUUCCAUUUGCUGCCUAGAGGCCAGAACCCGAUCCCUGGCGGGGUAGGGAAGAGAUUAGCCUCUGGCAGAAUUCAGAACCUGCUUGGCAACGCUUAAGCUACACCGAAGAGUUGAAUUAUGGAAGAGUGGACUUGUUGACAUUCAACCAAUUUGCAGUGCUCCUCUGGAAAAAUUUCACUUUAAAGUUCGAGGGUUUGCUUCAGAAAUGGAGUUUGAGAAGUAUGUUAAGUAUGACUCUGGAUCUUAUAAAAUACUGGCCGCCAUCAUUUUCGACUGUAACUUCAAAAGCAGCAGUGAUCCUCUGCCACUUUAGGUAACGACAUACACCAGGAGAAUCAAGGGAUUAUUGGCUACCACAUUCCAAAAAAGGAAAUCUGCUGGGAAAAGGUGUUUAGGAUUUUGGAAGAAGCUAAAGCACUAUUCAAUCUAGAAGACUAUUCUGUCAGAUAACACUGGAACAAAUAUUCCUGACCAUUGCUAAUAGUGAUAAAACAAAAUACUCAAAUAAACCUGCUAUGAGAUUCA